GAAAUGUUUCUACUCGCGCGUUUGGCUCCGCUGAGCCUUCUGUUUCUGAUGGUUUCUGGUCAGAAGAGUAAAUCAAAAGUGGAUCGUCCUCAGGGCAGGACCCUGGGUCUUCUGACUCCUUUGUUACUUGGCGGUGGAGGGCCACUCUUCGACGCUCCCUUGCCUGUAGGACCACCCAUUCGACCUGGAUCAUCAUCUGCUGGCGGUGGUGGCACUCAAUCGGAUCCCCAGGACUACGGUGGAAGCUAUCCCAGCUAUGGAUAUAGACCCAACUAUGGAUAUGGAUAUGGGUAUCCCAGUUAUGGCUAUAACUAUGGAUAUCCUGGUUUGGGCUAUGGUUAUGGCCAGAGCUACUAUCGACCCAGCUACUAUAACUAUGGUGGAUACCAGAGACCUCAGCCGUAUUAUGGUUACAGACCAAAUUAUAGUUCCAUUUCAGCUGGAGCAUCAGCUGGUUAUCCCUCUUAUGGAGGAGGCUAUGGUAGCUCAGCUAGUAUCUCCAGCUCUCCCUCUUAUACUCCAGCAACAUCAGCAGUUGGUGUGGGAACUGGAGCUGGAGCAGGCGCUGCCGCUGGAAUUGGUAACACACAGCUUACUACAGCUCAGCAAGCUCAGUUAGCUGGUAUUUUGGGUCAGGCACUUGGCAGUAGUCUACGCCCAUUGCUGGCAAAUGGGGGUGGUGCAGCCGGUGCCACAGGUGCAGGAGCAAACCCUCAAGCUCUGAGUGGUCUACUCAGUCUGCUGGGCUAA
This is a messenger RNA of Drosophila eugracilis, 750 nucleotides long. Its product is annotated as shematrin-like protein 1. The record is from RefSeq and is a predicted model, not a curated record. The coding region runs from base 4 to 750 and encodes 248 amino acids. The transcript has a single exon. NCBI's taxonomy places the organism in Eukaryota, Metazoa, Arthropoda, Insecta, Diptera, Drosophilidae.